Messenger RNA from Trichophyton verrucosum HKI 0517, 1953 nucleotides. RefSeq lists its product as uncharacterized. The record is from RefSeq and is a predicted model, not a curated record. Gene Ontology annotation, molecular function: oxidoreductase activity. Bases 1 to 1953 code for a protein of 650 amino acids. The transcript has a single exon. Lineage: Eukaryota; Fungi; Ascomycota; Eurotiomycetes; Onygenales; Arthrodermataceae.
AUGGCUUUUGUACUAGCCGGAGAGGUGCAGUGGCAUGAAGGAGAGAAGAAGAUGCAUGAACUGAUGCACGUUCCGUACGAGGAGAACCCAACAGCAGCUUUCUUGAGCCCUGGAGCAGCUGCACUAGUCCAAAAAUGCCCUCUGCUUGCAGUGGGGACACUGGAUAAACAAGGCCGUCCAUGGAGUACAGUAUGGGGUGGCCAGGCUGGAUUCGUUGGUCCAGUUGCUCAAUCCAUCAUCGGAAUAAGAAAUGUUAUCGACGGAACCCAUGAUCCUGUCGCAGAAACACUACUUGGCGGCGAAUUGGCUGGCACCAUUGUCAAGGAACCCCCGCCAGGAAGAUUGAUGUCCGCAUUGCCUAUUGACAUGGAGAAUAGGAGACGUGUUAAGUUGAUGGGACGGAUGGUGGCAGGCUCUAUGGAAGAAGAAUCCCAAGAAGGCCCUGGAAACAGUAGCAUAAACGAUACCACCCUAGGGAAGUCUGCCCAAGUACAGUUAGUUAUGAAAGUUGAAGGAAGCUUAGGUGAGAUAACUAUUUCAUCUCUAGCCCCAUAUAUCCCAUGCCCGAAAUCUACUGACCUUCGCCUAGGAAAUUGUCCCAAAUAUAUUAAUAAGAAACGUAUCACACAAGCACUACCACAUCCCAAACUAAUAUCAAAUUCGCCUCAUCUCCCCCAGGAGGCUCUUGAUCUUCUUGGUCGAAUAGAUACCCUUUUUGUAGCCAGUUCCCAUGGAAAUGACUCUAUGGACUCCAAUAUCCGUGGAGGCCCACCAGGCUUUGUUCGGGUGCUCUCCAAUGAUAGCACGGGCGCCGUCAUAGUAUACCCAGAAUAUUCAGGGAAUCGUUUAUACCAGACUCUAGGCAACCUCCAAACAACACCCCUUGCAGGUUAUGCGUUUCCGGAUUUUGAAUUAGGACACAUUCUAUAUAUCACGGGAAAAACGGAGGUUCUGGUAGGAAAAGAUGCAGCGAAGAUACUUCCCAGAUCAAACCUUGCCGUCAGAGUUAGUGUCACUGCUGCCAGAUACGUAGAAAAUGGCCUUUCAUUUCGUGGGGAGGCAAUGCAGCGGUCCCCUUAUAAUCCAGAAGUGCGGUAUCUAGCUUCUGAGAAGCCAGCUCCCGGCAGCCAACUCCCCGAUAAUGAGGAGAUGCGAGUCAUCUUGGUUAAAAAGGAUGUGAUCACCCCUACAAUUAAUCGAUUCAAAUUCAAGGCAUCUGACCCGUCCGCUGUUCUCAAAUGGAUACCAGGGCAGUAUGCUACUGUUUCGUUCCGAGACGAACUAGACAUGGGAUACAGCCACAUGAGAGAUGACGACCCCACAAGUAUCAAUGAUGACUAUAUUCGCACUUUCACAGUGUCAUCACAUCCUGGGCGCAAUCUUGCCAAAAACGAAUUUGAGAUCACCGUCAGGAGAAAGGGAAGUGCCACUAGCCACCUAUUCAGAGCCAGCGAAAGAAGUGGGUUGGAGCUAUCGCUUCGUGGGUUUGAUGGGAGUUUUCGAUUCGAGUGCUCUGGAUCAAACCGGAGCGUUGAUCAUGAAAGUUGCCCUCUUCCCUUCAUUGCCGGUGGGAUAGGAAUCACACCCCUCCUAGCGCAGCUCCCGGAUAUUGAUAUGUCCCGACUAAAGCUUUUAUGGUCGGUGUCAAUGAAAGAUGUUGGACUUGUACAUGACGUUUUUGAACAAUACUCUAACCUUCCAAACGCCACUACCGUGUUUCUUACUUCCGGCUCCCCCGCUAUUGAAAAUGAUAUGAAUGAAGAUGAUAAGAAGACGCUUAUCUCGGUGACCUCUUCAGGGGCGAAAAUAGAGCGACGCCGCUUGAUAAAGGAAGAUCUUUCUGCUGUGCCUGAUGCAGGCGUCUGGUAUAUCUGUGCUGGCACCGAGCUAAAGACGGCUGCUACUAACUGGCUAACAGGGAAGAAGCUUAUCUAUGAGGACUUCAACUAUUAA